AUGCUGUCUUACAUCAUUGGACUGAUCCGCGGCGGUUUUGAUGGCAUCAUCAACUUGAUCUUCAGACUUUUCUUCUCCAAGAGGAGACCUGCCAUCACGUUAGAGGACCCCAGUAUUAAAUACGCUCUGCGGCUGAUCGACAAACAGAUCAUCAGCCAUGACACAAGGAAGUUUCGUUUUGCGCUUCCCUCUCCUAAACACAUCCUUGGUCUGCCUACUGGGCAGCACAUCUAUUUGUCCGCAAAAAUAGAUGGGAAGUUGGUUGUCCGCCCUUACACGCCAGUGUCCAGUGAUGAUGACAACGGCUUUGUGGAUCUGGUGGUGAAAAUUUACUUUAAAGACGUUAAUCCUAAAUUCCCAGAGGGUGGGAAGAUGAGUCAGUACUUGGAGAGCCUCAAGAUAGAUGAGACCAUUGACUUCAGAGGGCCCAGCGGACUUCUUGUGUACAAGGGCAAAGGUGUAUUUGCUAUUCAGCCUGAUAAAAAGUCUCCAGCAGCGGCCAAGUCGGCCAAACACGUGGGCAUGAUCGCUGGAGGGACAGGGAUCACUCCCAUGCUCCAGAUCAUCACAGCUGUGAUGAAGGAUCCUCAGGACAGGACGGUGUGUCACCUGCUGUUUGCCAACCAGACUGAGAAGGACAUCCUUCUGCGAGAAGAACUGGAGGAGAUUCAGGUCAACCACCCAGAGCGCUUUAAGCUGUGGUUCACCGUCGACCGAGCGCCUGAAGAUUGGGAGUACAGCCAAGGUUUCAUUAAUGAAGACAUGGUGAGGGACCACCUGCCUCCUCCCAGUGACGACACCCUCAUCCUGAUGUGUGGGCCUCCACCCAUGAUCCAGUUUGCCUGCAACCCCAACCUGGAUAAAGUUGGCCAUGAUAACAGCCACAGGUUCACCUUCUAG
Messenger RNA from Menidia menidia (Atlantic silverside), 900 nucleotides. NCBI's taxonomy places the organism in Eukaryota, Metazoa, Chordata, Actinopteri, Atheriniformes, Atherinopsidae. The record is from the annotation of a GenBank genome assembly.